AUGAGCUCCUUUAAGGACCCUCCUAGUACGGGGGCGACCUUGACCAUGGCCAAUUUUGAGCCCAAUGCGGUCAUUCGCGGGUUCCAGCUUACUAUAGUUGGUACUGUGCGAGCUUUGAAGAAUCCUGAUCUCUUCAAGUACGAGCAUUUCCGGCAGGCAGCUCUUGCUGUUGGUGUCGGAGUCAUCAUUCAGCUCAUCAUCCAGAUCCCGAUGAUUAUUCUGAAACUUGCCAUUUACUUGUCCUCUUGGAUUGUAAAUUUGGAUCAGGCAACUUGGGACGAGAAGCUUCUCGGUGGCAUGGAUUUUAUGUCCAAAUCAGUGCUGCAAGUCCCGUUCCUGUUAAUGACCUUGAUGGGUUACAUCACUCCGACCCUGGAUGAAAUGUUGGUCAACCCCGCCCAAGCACGCUUAUUACAACCCGGUGCUUACUGUUGCCAUAGCUUCAUGCAAUCUGUUGAAUGGGUUGAUUCAACGUACAUUCAAAAGCACCAGUCCGAGAACCCCGACACUCUGAGGGCCAUGUACUACCCCAGCCUGGUGAUGUUUCCGACAAAGACUGGUCCGCGAUCCUCACGGCCAAAGUCCGAGGCCAUCAAGAUGUUUGUUCAACGAUAUGCAAAGAGAAUGGGAACGCUUCUUGGCGUGUAUCUUCUCUCUCUCACUCCCGUCAUUGGCCGCUUCGUGAUGCCUGCUGCGAGUUUCUAUACAUUCCGCAGUCAUGUGGGCACAGCUCCAGCCGCAGUCAUCUUUGGCGCUGGUCUGGUGCUUCCCAAAGCGAUGAUCGUCAAAUUCCUCCACACCUAUUUUGCGUCAAGAAGUCUGAUGCGUGAACUUCUUGAGCCAUAUUUCCGCCGCAUCAAAUUUACCCCCGAUCAGAAGCGCCGCUGGUUCCGUGAUCGAGAAGGUGUUCUUUUCGGAUUUGCAUUUGCCUUUACCAUUGUGUUGAAGACCCCUUUUAUUGGAGUGCUCAUGUACGGAGUUGCCGAAGCGUCCACAGCCUACCUGAUCACCAAGAUUACCGAUCCACCUCCCACACCAGCCGAGAGUGAGGGUUUCGCCGAAAGUCAAGUGACGUGGAAGAACAAGCAUGACUUUCUGCGGUUGUCGCUCGAAAAUAUUGACAGGCUCAAUGUGGUUACAGACCAGAAUGGCGCUCAAGGCUCUACCACGGUACCUAAAAAGGAAUUCUCUUGA
Penicillium oxalicum is the source of this 1194-nucleotide messenger RNA. RefSeq names its product transmembrane protein UsgS (gene usgS). NCBI's taxonomy places the organism in Eukaryota, Fungi, Ascomycota, Eurotiomycetes, Eurotiales, Aspergillaceae. The record is from RefSeq and is a predicted model, not a curated record. The coding region runs from base 1 to 1194 and encodes 397 amino acids. The transcript is spliced from 4 exons.